This is a messenger RNA of Lactuca sativa (garden lettuce), 1539 nucleotides long. RefSeq names its product GLABROUS1 enhancer-binding protein-like. Gene Ontology annotation, biological process: regulation of DNA-templated transcription. NCBI's taxonomy places the organism in Eukaryota, Viridiplantae, Streptophyta, Magnoliopsida, Asterales, Asteraceae. The record is from RefSeq and is a predicted model, not a curated record. Gene Ontology annotation, cellular component: nucleus.
CUUUUUAUCAAAAAUAAGAAGUUAACUCGUAUCCCCGCAUGCCGUACAUAGAACUAUAGAAGCGUGAGGGACUACACAUCGAUAGAGCAGCUGGCACCCCUUUUCUUCCUCCUGUCGCUUUACAAACCCUAAAUUGGAAACCAGCAAUCUCUCAAAAUAAUGGCGCACAAUCGGCAAUCUGACCUCAAACCUAACCAUCCAUCUUCAUCGGACGACGAAGAAGAAGAAGAGGAGGAGGAAGAAGUCUCUGGUUCAGAAGAUGAACAAACAUCCGACUCAGGAUCAGAAGAAGCCUCCGAUUCAGAUUCCGAACCGAAACAGAAACAGGAGCCAAAGAAACCAUUAAUUCCACCUCGUCAACUCGCCACCAAACCACAACCACCAGAUCUAUCUUCAUCUGAAACGGAGGAAUCAGGUUCUGAUACCGAUUCCGAUUCGCAACCCAAAAAAUCCAUGGUCGCUGAUCCCAACAUCAAACCUAUCUCCUCGAAACCUAUGGAGCGAGAGGACGUAGCGAACGUCGAAUCGAAAUCAGCCAAAAAAUCCGGAUCGAAAGCUAGCUCAGUUCCAUCUCCGGCGAAGGCUAAGCGACCAGCACCUCCUCCGGUGGUUGAGAAAGAUACGAAGAAAGCUAAGAAGAGCACGACGACAACCGAUGACGACUCGAAGAAGCAGCUGUUUCAGAGGCUGUGGAGUGAGGAUGAUGAGAUUGUUAUACUGAAAGGUAUGAUUGAUUACAAAACUGAGAAAAACGGUGAGAAUCCCGUUGCUGAUAUGGGUGCGUUUCAUGAGUUCAUCAAAAAGUCAUUGCAUGUUGACGUUAGUAGAGCUCAGUUGGUGGAUAAAGUCAGGAGGUUGAAGAAGAAGUAUGUGAAUAACGCAAGUAGAGAGAAGGAUGGCAAAGACAGAAGCUUCUCAAAGAGCCAUGAACAGAAGGGAUACGAGUUAUCAAAAUUGAUAUGGGGUAGUAGUAACAGUCCCAACACUGGAACAGAGAGUAAGAAGACUCAACCUCAAAAGAAUGGUGGUGCUAAAGGUAAUGCUAAUGCUAAUCCUAGUACUAGCUCUGUUGUUGCUUUGGAGAAAACAAAUGGUGUUGACGAGAAGGAAGGUUUGACCAUGGAGGCUGAGAAGAACAUGGAUGUUUCUAGGUUUGUUCAAUAUGGUAGAAUGAGUUAUAGUCCUGUAAUGGAAGAGGAGAUUAUGAAAGCUGGAUUGGAGUUAGUUGAAGGGUCUAAAAAGGAGGAGUUGAAAGAGAAAUGGAAUAAGUUGAAGAUGCAGGAGCUUCAGCUUUAUGUUCAGAGAAUGGAUUUGAUUAAAGAGCAAGCAGCAGUAGUUUUUGAGGCUAUGAAUUCAGCAGGAAAUUGAGGUAAUCAAUGUCUUUAUUUCUUUCUGAUGAUGCCUUUUUAAUAAGAUGUUGUAGUUAUGUUAGAAGUAUGAUGGUUGUGAAUCUUUUUUGUUUCAUUAUUUGAAGUUGUGAACUUGGUAUUAUUUUUAGCAAUUUGAAGUUAGAAAUAACAUUUUCCAUGUUUUUGUUGA